AUGAAAAAUAGUUUGAAAUUGUCUCAUUAUAAUACAGGAUAUCAACCUGACUAUCAAGACACUAUAUGCAAUGAUUAUCCAGAAACCAAAUGUUCAUCGAUUUGUACAGGUUGUAAUUGCCCGAUCUAUGAUCGAUACCUAUUGAAAGUUGCUCCCGAUCUUGAAUGGCAUGUUCAAUGUUUAAAAUGUUCCGAAUGUGGCCAAUAUUUAGAUGAAACAGCAACAUGUUUUGUUCUUGAUGGAAAACCUUUUUGUAAAUCUGAUUAUAUAAGAUUGUUUGCAUCAAAAUGUGCUAAAUGUCAAGAAUCUUUUUCUAAAAAUGAAUUCUAUAUCCGAACAGCAUUCUAUCGUCGUUAUCAUCCAGAUUGUUUUCGUUGUAAUCACUGUGAUCGUUUACUUGUAUCUGGUGACGAAUAUUAUCUACGUGAACAAAAUCAAAUUUUAUGUCAACAGGAUUUUCAACAAUUAAAUUCAUCUAAUGAUUCAAUAGGAACACCAACUGCAGCAACAAAUAAUCAUAAUGUAUCUGUGUAUCCACCUCCAGCAUCAUCUUCAUCGCCAUCCACAACAUCGAGUCUAUCAAAUCAACCUAUAGGAUCAAUAAUAAGUGCAACAUCGAAUUUAAAAUCAGCGAAUAGUUUACGAAAAGAUAAAACAACACGAAUGCGAACUGUUUUAAAUGAAAAACAACUAUUAACAUUACGAACAUGUUAUGGAGCAAAUCCUCGUCCAGAUGCAUCUAUGAAAGAACGGCUUGUUGAAAUGACAGAAUUGUCACCACGUGUUAUACGUGUUUGGUUUCAAAAUAAGCGUUGUAAAGAUAAAAAGAGAACUAUCCUAGCUAAACAAACUCAAGAACAACAAAAAGUUCUAACAAGCAUGAAUCAUGGUAUAUCAUUAGUUGCAUCAUCACCUGUAUCUAACGAUAUGAAUAUUGGUUUACCUCCGGCAUCGAUUAUUCAAGUAAAAUAUCAUUCGAGUGGAUCAUGGAAAUCGUUUGACUCGUAUUCAAACGGACAUCAUUUACAAAUGCAACAACAGAACUUUCAUGAUAUAACUGAUUUUGCAUCUGAAGAUGAUAGUACUUGUUUUGGUGCAUCACAAUAUAGUGAAGAACGUAGUGAGAUUAGUUGCGAUGGUAGUGGAACUAGUCAGCAACUAACACUCUUGUAA
Rotaria socialis is the source of this 1173-nucleotide messenger RNA. NCBI's taxonomy places the organism in Eukaryota, Metazoa, Rotifera, Eurotatoria, Philodinida, Philodinidae. The record is from the annotation of a GenBank genome assembly.